AUGCAAUCAGAAAACUUAGCCAUAAAAUUGCCAGUUUUUGAGGGUGAAAAUGAUCACUUAUGGGCAACUAGAAUGGAAGCUUAUCUUGAUGCUAAUGAUCUUUGGGAGGCUUUUGAGGAUGAGUAUGUGAUUGAUCCAUUACCGGACAAUCGAACGGUUGCACAAAUUAAAAAUCAUAAGACGAAAAAGCAGCGAAAAUUAAAUGCAAAGUCUUAUCUUUUUUCUGCUAUUUCUGAAGCAAUCUUUACAAGAAUUAUGACUCUGAAGUCGGCCAAAGCAAUUUGGGAUUUUCUCAAGCAGGAGUAUGAAGGAAAUGAGAAAAUCAAAGGGAUGCAAGUGCUGAAUUUGAUCAGAGAAUUUGAGAUGCAGCACAUGAAGGAGUUCGAAACAAUCAAGGAAUAUUCUGACAAACUUCUAAGCAUCGUCAACAAUGUAAGAUUGCUUGGAACUGAAUUUUCUGAUACAAGGAUAGUCCAAAAAAUUCUUGUAACUGUUCCUGAGAGAUUUGAGUCCACCAUUUCUUCUCGGGAAAAUUCCAAAGAUCUAUCAAACAUUACUUUGUCUGAAUUGGUGUAUGCUUUACAAGCCCAAGAACAAAGGAGACUUAUGAGGGAGGAAGGCACGAUUGAAGGUGCUUUACAAGCAUAA
Messenger RNA from Trifolium pratense (red clover), 648 nucleotides. RefSeq lists its product as uncharacterized. Lineage: Eukaryota; Viridiplantae; Streptophyta; Magnoliopsida; Fabales; Fabaceae. The record is from RefSeq and is a predicted model, not a curated record. The transcript has a single exon. Bases 1 to 648 code for a protein of 215 amino acids.